Ziziphus jujuba (common jujube) is the source of this 906-nucleotide messenger RNA. Its product is annotated as probable calcium-binding protein CML44. NCBI's taxonomy places the organism in Eukaryota, Viridiplantae, Streptophyta, Magnoliopsida, Rosales, Rhamnaceae. The record is from RefSeq and is a predicted model, not a curated record. Gene Ontology annotation, molecular function: calcium ion binding. The coding region runs from base 146 to 652 and encodes 168 amino acids. The transcript has a single exon.
UCUCUCUCUCUCUGUGUCUAUAUAUAUACAUAUAUAGAUAUGCAUAUAAUCACACUAUAAAGUCUAGAGCUCUCAAAUUUGGUCAUCAAAUUUGCAACCAUAUUAAAUACCAUUUUCUUUUCAUCAUAUAGUCUUUCAAGCAACUAUGUAUCCCCUAAACACCAAAGACUUGCACAGGAUUUUCGAAAAGCUUGACAAAAAUGGAGAUGGGUUUGUAAGCCUCGAGGAGCUUAACUGGCUACUCGAAAAGAUAGGUGUCCAAUAUAGCAUAGCCGAGUUGGAGUCCUCUGUGGGAAAACCAUGCCUCGACUUGAAUGAAUUCCUCCUCUUCUGCAAGUCUAUUUCUGAGAACAACAACUGCAAGAGCAAAGGAGGUCAUGGCCUAGACGAAGAUGGAUUAAAAGAUGGUGAUCAUGACACCAAUGAGGAAGACGAUGACUUGAUGAAGGCAUUCAAUGUUUUCGACAUCAACGGCGACGGUUUCAUCUCUUGUGAGGAGUUGAAGGACGUGUUGAUGAGAUUAGGAUUUUUGGAUGAGACUUGCUCUUCCGGGAUUGAUUGUAAGAUUAUGAUUCACGUGUUUGACACCAAUUUGGAUGGUCAACUUGAUUUUGAGGAAUUCAAGAACAUGAUGCUUCAUACCGUUUCUUAAUUAUAAAUUUCUCUCAUGAAAAGUUUCUUGGGUUGAAUUUUCAUGCUCCAGUUUGCGUAUCGGUAUGAAUCAUCAUGUGGGUCCUCGUCGACUUUGGAGUACAGUUUUAUAAUACCUUUGUAUUUGUAAUGAUGUUAUCAUUGUCGUUGAGAAUCCAUGUAUAUACAAUUUGAGUAAUGCCCUUUUGGUGAGCAGAAAAGGCAUAUUGCGUUUGUAUGUGGUAAUUAAUCAAAAUUUGUUAUUGGCUUUAUAUA